Messenger RNA from Colletotrichum higginsianum IMI 349063, 1509 nucleotides. RefSeq names its product Cytochrome P450 monooxygenase. The transcript is spliced from 5 exons. The record is from RefSeq and is a predicted model, not a curated record. Lineage: Eukaryota; Fungi; Ascomycota; Sordariomycetes; Glomerellales; Glomerellaceae. Bases 1 to 1509 code for a protein of 502 amino acids. Gene Ontology annotation, molecular function: monooxygenase activity; iron ion binding; oxidoreductase activity, acting on paired donors, with incorporation or reduction of molecular oxygen.
AUGCCUCCUCACGACACGCUUUCCUGGCCACCACGCGCAACAGUAACAGUGCCUAUACUUGCCAUUAUCCUUGGUGUCGUCUAUGCUGCGUGGUCGAUUAUCUACAACCUCUAUUUCAGCCCACUGUCCAGAAUCCCCGGUCCGAAACUAUGGGCCGUCUCGAAGAUUCCCAACUCGCUCAUGCGGGCCUCGGGCCACUCCGUCCAAAAGGUCCUUGACCUCCACAAGAAGUACGGCAGUAUAGUCCGUCUCGCACCGGACGAAGUCUCUUUCGUCGACCCCGGGGCCUGGAACGACACAAUGGGGCAUCGAAAGAGCGGGCAGCAGGAAAACGGCAAACACCCCGUCUUUUACGGGCUCAGCGGGGACGCCGUCAUCGGCGCCGAUCGCGAGAAGCACGGCCGCCUUCGCCGCCUGCUUUCCCACGGCUUCUCCGCCCAGAGCAUGAUCGACCAGCAGCCGCUCAUCCGCCAAUACGUCGACAAGCUGAUCCAGCGGCUCCACGAGAAGUGCGGCGCGGGAGCUACGCCCGUCGACAUGGAAGCGUGGUACAACUACACGACCUUUGACAUCAUCGGCGACCUGACCUUUGGCGAGCCGUUCGGAUGUCUCAACAACUCGGGCUAUCACCCGUGGGUGGCUCUCAUCGCCAGUACCAUGAAGCACUCCGCGAACCUCUAUGCUUUGCGCCGCGUCUUUCCCCGGCUCGAGAGCCUGGUCAGUCGCAUGUUGACCAUGACGAUGAGCGGCUCACUUGCGCAACACAUGGAAGUUACCCGGACCAAGAUGCAAAAGCGGUUGGACCUUGGAAUGUACAGGCCUGACUUUACCGAGGCCAUGAUUCGGAGGCAGGGUACAGAGAAACUCACCUUCAGCGAACUACAAGACAACGCCAGUCUCCUGAUGAUUGCCGGUUCCGAAACCACGGCUACCGUCCUGACCGGCGUGACGUACUACCUUUUGAAGAAUCCCGAGAUCCUCGCGAAGCUGACUGAGGAGGUCAGCACGUCGUACACGUCGGAGGACGAGAUCGACCUCGUGAGCGUGCAGAAACUGACGUACAUGCUCGCGGUGCUCAACGAGACGCUGCGCAUCUACCCGCCGAUCCCGACCGCGCAACCUCGCGUGGUCCCGUCGGGAGGAAGUGUAGUCUGCGAGAAGUUCUUGCCUGCCGGAACGACGGUGGGCCUCUGGUUUUGGCCCAUACACCAUUACCCCGGCAACUUCAGCAUGCCCGACGACUUCAUCCCCGAACGCUGGAUGGGCGACGAGCGGUUCGUUGACGAUAGGACGGACGCGUUCCAGCCGUUCUCCUUUGGUUCGCGGAACUGCAUUGGCAGAAAUCUCGCAUACGCCGAAAUGCGCAUGAUUCUGGCUAGGAUCGUGUGGAAUUUCGAUCUCCGGCCCACUAACGAGAGCCUGACCUGGAUGGAGAGGAACGAGGCAUUCAACCUGUGGGAGAAGCCGGCGCUGAACGUGCACUUGACACCGAGAAAGAGGGAGGAAUAG